AUGCCAGACGAGGAGUGGCGCGAUGAAAUUCAAGAAUACGCGCUCCUUCUUGACGCCGUUGCCAGCGGUGACAGAUCUCGAGUCGUGAAACAUCUGACGGAAUACAUUCUCAACAAGAAGGAGGGAAAUCAAGGCCCGCAGCCAAAGCACCAAAAGCAGAAAGAAGAGCAGGAACAAGAACAAGAACAAGAACAAGAGCAACAUCCCGAACAGGAUGAAAAUGGCUACGAUUAUUAUGAAGAGGAAGCGUACGACGACCCAUAUGGCGAACACACCUUGGAUCAAGAAAGGAACUACACUGGGGAGGAGAAAGACCUCGAGUAUGAGGACGAACAAUACCAAUACGAGAAUGGCUACGAUGAAUAUGACCCUGCUGAGUAUGAUGCCUCAGGAGAGCCUGAGAGCUAUUACGAGGGCCCGUACAUGUCUGGGGCAUAUAACGAACCUGAACAUGGUGCUGGCGGCCAUGGUGAAGAACCCUACGAAGACUACACUGGAGUCGAUCCAUCUGGUUAUAGCAACGAGGCGUAUGCAACCAGGGCUGGCGAUCCUGCCCAAAUGACCUAUGCGGCCGGAGCUUACGAUGGCACCAACGGCAACAGCUACGUGGGAGAUGUAUAUCCUGAAGACCAACAAUACGGCAACGAAUACUACGAUCCAGAAGCGGAUGGGACGUACAACGACUGGGAGCAGGAGGGAGACCCCUAUCAGUAUCAGCAAGGCGCAGGCGGAGCAGGAGGUGAGUGGCACGAGGAGUGGGAUUACGGACUGUACUCAGAUGACCAAAUUCAGGAGGUCGUCGAUGAAGCCAUCCUUGACGAAUUGGACGAAGAAUACUACGAAGAGGAAGAGCUUCAUCCUCAAGACGAUCACACAUAUUCGGAAGAGCAAGUACCUCGGGACGAUGAUGACAUCCUUCCGGAGUAUCAACCAGAAGAAACGCAGGUACAACAGCCUCAUCCAGAUGAAAGCCUUCCUUUCCACGACACCUCGGAAGAAUCUCUCCCUCCCUACGACAUAACAGAGGAUCUCCCAUUUUACGAAGAAGAUCCUCUCCCUUCCCACGAAACAACAGAAGAUACUCCUCUCCCCAUCCAAGACGUAAUAGAGGACACUCCCCCGGAAUAUAAUGAGGUCCCACGCUCUGUGAGCAGUCCACCCCAGCAGAGACAGUACGUGCCAUACCGGCCAGGCCUCGCGAGAAUAGAGGAGCAAACAGAGACCGACAGGGACGGCCGAGGAGCUGAGACUCCCACCAACAGGCGCGCCGAUAGAUUCGGCUUUGGAACUAGGGCUGAUACAGUUGAGUUUGAUGAGGAUGAAUGGGAAGAUGAGGCGUGUGGAGAGGACGACACCAUCCGGUCGCCGUUCUCACCCAACCGCACUGACCUUCAUUUUAACCCCCUCAGUCAGCAAUACGAGAGGGAGGUGUCUGGACACAGGCCAAACCCUUUCCUCUACCUGUCACCUAUUGAGUCAGACACGGUCUGGGGCCGACGUUGGCGUUAA
Fonsecaea erecta is the source of this 1509-nucleotide messenger RNA. RefSeq lists its product as hypothetical. Bases 1 to 1509 code for a protein of 502 amino acids. The record is from RefSeq and is a predicted model, not a curated record. The transcript has a single exon. NCBI's taxonomy places the organism in Eukaryota, Fungi, Ascomycota, Eurotiomycetes, Chaetothyriales, Herpotrichiellaceae.